AUGAAGUCUUUCGUACUUGCUUCUGUUUUUUUCUAUCUCGCUCCAUUUGCUUAUACGCGAAUAGAACUUGAAGAUUUAUAUUCUUAUGGACCCAGUAAUGGCGAUACAUCGGUACCUUCUAAUGAUGACGAAAGUUCUGGUCGUGUAAAUAUUGCAUUUUCCUUCCCUUUCUUCGACGAUGAACAUGACUCCCUGUUUGUCAAUACGAAUGGAGUGAUUUCUUUUCUCCGCGAAGUGUCACAGUACACACCUGAUCCAUUCCCUCUUGGAAAUAAUCAACGUAUUAUCGCCCCCUUUUGGGCUGAUGUUGAUACCGGAAAUGGUGGCAAUGUCUAUUACAGAGAAACGCAAGAGCUUGCUAUUCGAACGAGAGCCUCAGACGAAAUUAGAAAGCAUUUCGUUCGUCAAAGAAGCUUCACAGCAAAAUGGGUCCUGAUUGUUACUUGGCUGAAUGUAGCUCGCUAUGGAUCUCGAGCUCUGCGGAAUACAUUUCAGACGAUACUGGCAACAGAUGGUGUAAGCUCAUUUUCAAUAUUCUACUAUAACAAAAUUGAAUGGACUUUUGGGACUUUCAGCAACAGCAUUCCUGCCCAGGCUGGUUUUAAUGCGGGGGAUGGAUUUCGAUAUUUUAAUAUUCCAAACUCACGCACUCCUGCCAUUAUCAACAUCACAUCAACAUCAAACUAUGAAAUUCCUGGGAUGUGGAUCUUCCAAGUUGAUGGAGAAACAGUUAAAAAUACUGGCUGUGCGUUAGGAGGCGAUCUGGUACUUUCACCAAGGUCAGGGAUUGAAUUAGGAGGGACUGUUGUGUACAUUGGGGGGCCGUGUUACAAUUCCUCUAAAGAUGUCGCGUGUCGCUUUAACAAAAAUUUGGAGUCAGCAGCAGAGCUUAUCAGUCCAGAACAAGCAUAUUGCGUUACACCUCGGCUGAAUGUCACUGGACUUAUCCCUGUCGAAUUAUCUUUGGAUGGUGGCACCACAUACAAUUACAGUGGCAUUUUCAGAUCAAUUCCGAUCGGACGAAAUCCUCCAGAUAUCGAGGGGCUUGAAAUGAAGCAAUGGGUAAACUCAACAAAAACAGUUUUGACCUGGGAUCAAAAUGCCAUCAACGCAACCCACAUUGAUAUUGAAAUAUCCCAUUUUGAUUCUUUUGACUUCCGUCUUCACCAUGGAAGCUUGAAAACGUUUAAGAAAGUUCCAAACUCUGGCAGUUACGCGCUUGAUUUCAGUGAGAAAAGUCUUUCUAUGAAUGAAAGAGGGAGACGAAAACGAAGAAAUACAAAUGCGGGAUCCGACAUUGCAAUCGUCAGCAUAAAACCAUCGUUAGUGAGAAAGAAACGAUUCUUGAUCAAUGGAAAAAGUUUUAGGUGGAUUGUUUCACGAAUCUUUAGUUUGCCUUUUCUUCGUCAAGUGAAGUAUAUUUCGAAGGGGGCUAGUGAAGUCUACUGCAGAAUUUGGCAUGCAUUUCAAAACAGAGAUGAAAAUAAAAGAAUGCAAGAUGAGUUACCUCCAUGUCCUCCGCGAAAUCAACAGAUAUUAGUGGACGAUCGAUUUGAACUUGAUAAAGCAGAUUGUUUCCGCGAGAUUUUUCAUCCUGGAAGUACGUCUUGUUUCCGAUCAAGGGAGCCUAGUGCAUCAGGUGCUGGUCAACAAUGUUGUUAUAAAGGUGAUUCACUGUUGGUUGGACCUCCUGGUGGUGGUACAUUAGAUAUUGUAUCUCCAGAAAAGAGCCAAUUGGGUCACUUCAGCGAAGAUGUGCUACCUUGGUUAGCCUGCUGUGAACUUUCUUUUUUUGACAACUGUGGUAAAUACUAUGAUGGAAGACCAUCCGAUGAUGGUUCAAGAUUCAUACCUCAACCAACUGGCAUAACUGGUACCAGAGGUGAUCCUCAUUUAUCCACAUUUGACGGAACGUUCUACACAUUCAACGGUUAUGGUGAAUACGUCCUUCUCAAAGUCAACAAUGGCUUGGAUCUCGAGUUUCAAGGAAGAAUGGUACCCAUACUUGAUGACCAAGGACGAACAACAAGGGCGACAGCCCUCACAGCAUUUGUCAUCAAGGGAGCAACGAGUGAUACUGUGCAGUUCGAGUUUAACAGACGGCGCAGCAUAGACGUGUUAGUCAAUGGUGAGCGGGUCGAAUUUGAUGAACAAACAAGAUUAGACUUCACCGGAGUCUUCAUUGUUAAACAAAAUCAGACAAAAUUUGGUACAUACUUCACAUCAGGAGUAGCUAUUGUGGUCACAUCUGUAGAAGAUUUUCUUACUUAUCAAAUUUCAGUACCAUUAAGAUUCAAAGGAAAAACUGCUGGACUUCUUGGAUUUUGGAACGAUGACAAAGAUCUAGAAUUUUUAUUGCCUAAUGGCAGUUUCAUUGAUACAAAUUCAAGUUAUCGAACAAUUCACCAUGAGUUUGGCCAGAAAUGGAUUGUGGACAGAAACAAGACUCUUUUCGCGUACCAUGUCGGAAAAAGUUACGACAGUUUUUUUACUCCCAACUUCAUUCCGGUCUUUCUUGACGAAACAAACACCUUGUUUUCGAGUUUUACUUUGGAGCAAGAAGCAAGGAGUGUAUGCGGGGGAAAUGAGGAAUGCUUGUACGAUAUUGCUGUAACAGUUGCCAAGCGUAUUUUCUUUGGUUGUGAUGGAGUCGAGAACAGUGGGAAGAAAGUAGAUUUUUGUGGUGAUUGUGGAGGAGACAACUCAUCGUGCACUGAUUGUGAAGGUCGCAUAAGACCUGGCUUUCUUAACAAUGAAACAUGUGGUUCCUAUCUGCCCUGGAGCGAAUGGAGUGUUUGCAUCGGCGUAGAUGAAAAAGUAACAAGAGAGCGAAACCGAACAUGUUCGAAAAAAGGACAUUGUCGUCAUUUAGGUAACAGUAUACAACAAGAAAAAUGCAAGACUAGUGAGGAUGACGACGAUCGAAAAGCGUUAAAGUUCUAUGCAGCUGUUAUUGGUUUAAAGUUAUUUCCAGCAGAAUAG
Molecule: messenger RNA, 2982 nt
Organism: Dendronephthya gigantea
Lineage: Eukaryota; Metazoa; Cnidaria; Anthozoa; Malacalcyonacea; Nephtheidae
Product: sushi domain-containing protein 2-like
Exons: 17
Coding region: 1-2982 (993 amino acids)
Biological process (GO): cell-matrix adhesion
Source: RefSeq, a predicted model, not a curated record